This is a messenger RNA of Protobothrops mucrosquamatus (brown spotted pit viper), 454 nucleotides long. It is a transcript of the gene S100A13, whose product is annotated as S100 calcium binding protein A13. Gene Ontology annotation, molecular function: RAGE receptor binding. NCBI's taxonomy places the organism in Eukaryota, Metazoa, Chordata, Lepidosauria, Squamata, Viperidae. Gene Ontology annotation, biological process: positive regulation of cell population proliferation; positive regulation of canonical NF-kappaB signal transduction. The transcript is spliced from 2 exons. Gene Ontology annotation, cellular component: perinuclear region of cytoplasm. The coding region runs from base 15 to 305 and encodes 96 amino acids. The record is from RefSeq and is a predicted model, not a curated record.
CUCCCUCCCUCGCCAUGGCCAGCAGCGAGCUGACGGAGCUGGAGACGGCCCUGCACAAAAUAAUCCAGGUCUUCUUCGACUAUGCGGCUCAGGAGGGGAACAAGGCCACCCUCACCCCCGGGGAGUUUAAGGAGCUGGUGGCCCUGCAGCUCCCCAACCUCAUGAAGAACGUGGGGGACCUGGACGAGAAGAUGAGAACUCUGGACGUGAACAACGACAAGGAGCUGAAAUUCGGCGAAUACUGGCGGCUGAUUGGGGAGCUGGCCAAGGAGCUCAAGAGAGAGAAAGUGGGGAAGAAGAAGUAGUAGAUGGGAUGGUGGGUGUGGACUGUGUGUCAAGGGUGGGGAUUUCGGGAGAAACGGCGGGGCCAGGAAACGGCACCACCAGGAAGACCUUGAGAGUCACAAACCCUCUUGUAGCUUUCUAAAGUUCAAAUAAACCUUUGCAUUCCAGA